Messenger RNA from Blepharisma stoltei, 1063 nucleotides. The record is from the annotation of a GenBank genome assembly. NCBI's taxonomy places the organism in Eukaryota, Ciliophora, Heterotrichea, Heterotrichida, Blepharismidae.
AUGGAAACGGUGUCAGGAGCCUCCCAAAGACUUCGGGAAUCAAUACUUCCAGAAGUCGAAACAGUCCUUCAAAUUUAUAGAGAAAGUGUGCUUCUCUAUAACGAAAACCGCUUAGCCGCAUAUGAAGCUGAUAUUGAUUCUUUAACAAACCAGCUAGAAAGGCUUAAAGCUAAUAUAGAAGGCGAAGAAGCAGCAAUAAGCUUCCUUAAAGGGCAAAUCAAAGAUAUGGAAAAAGAAUUCCCAGUAAAUUCCACUGAUUCAUCUGGGCAAGAAAAUAAAGCACAGACGAAGAAUAAUUUGAGACAAAAAAUAAAGGAAGCGGAACAUAUUACUAAAGAAUUAGGAAAAGCUUUGAAUUAUUAUCAAUUUAAGUAUACAUUAAGAUGGAGAAAGCGACAACCCGACCUCUUUAUGUAAUUUCCUUAAAACUUGCAGGGAGGAGCAAGCUGAGAACAGGUACGGAAUCCUUUAUGUAUGUAAGAAAAAGAUUUUAUCGUGCCUCAGGGUAUGAUACCUGAGACAUAGGAUUUUUCCCUCCAGGCUUGGAGUUGGUAAGGAUACAUCUGGCAUUGUCUCGAGAUUAUUUAUGAUUCCUACUCGAAUCAAGUGCCCUGAGACAGCAGGCGCCUAGUCCGAUACUGAAAAUUGUACCUCAAACUCUAGACCAUUAGCGAGCAGACACCUGAGAUCAAGUCAUAUAGACGGAGCCUAAAGAGAGGUAACUGGGUCUCUAGGAGCAGAUGAGCUUGCAAGAGUAAAAAUCACGACUAACUUUAAACCUCGACAAUGAUUUAUUAAUUAUCAAUUCAGAUUUGGGCUCUCGUUAAAGCGGCUUCCUAACUCUAGUUUGAGAAUUUCUUAUGAAUUCAUCAAGAGAGAGCUCGACGAAGUCGAGCAUAGUGUGACACUCCAUAUCAGUGACUCAACUAAUGCUUAUGAAAUAGUAAAAUGUACCCCUAAUUUGCCUCAAAUCUAUCCUCUUCUCCACAACUUGAACCAAACAAAUGAUUUUGCGAGAUUCGUGAAGGAUGUAAGAAAGAGUUUUAUAAGUCUUUAUUUAUAA